Molecule: messenger RNA, 2865 nt
Organism: Rhagoletis pomonella (apple maggot)
Lineage: Eukaryota; Metazoa; Arthropoda; Insecta; Diptera; Tephritidae
Gene: Pep
Product: zinc finger protein on ecdysone puffs
Cellular component (GO): nucleus
Source: RefSeq, a predicted model, not a curated record
UCGUUCUUCGUUCGUUGCUGGUGUAGUACGUGUAGAUUGUGGGCGCGGUAUUGUUCAUAUAGAAAAAUCACACCGUCGCCAUCUUUAAUUUUUUUCACUUGAGAAAAGUGUAAAAAUUACAAUUGUAUCAUAAAAUAUUACUGUGAAAGUAGAAUCUUCGACAGAAGUGUUAAGCAAGUAAAUUAUAGCAAUAAUAAGAAAAUGGCAUUCCGUGGCAACCAAAACCGCAACCGAAACUUCGGCGGUAACAACUAUGGUGGGGGCCCAAUGGGUGCAAACCGCAUGGGAAACAUGAACAUGUCGCCUUGGGAUACACCAAAUGCCGGAGGUAAUUUUGGUGGUGGCAAUAUGCGCCAAGGCGGCGGUGGCCAAGGCAUGAACGCUCAGGCCAUUAAUUUGGCUAAUAAUCUCUUAAACAAUUUGUUCAGAAACCAAAAUCCACCUUCCUUGUUGGAUCUGCCACGCGGCGGUGGAGGCGGUAUGGGCAAUCGCAAUCAACGCGGCGGACCGAUGGUCAAUCGUGGUCCUCCUGGCAAUCGCAUUAAUAAUCGCCGUGUUCAAGGAGGUUUUCAAAACCGUGGCGCCGCUGGUCCUAAAUCAGCUCCAAAACAAGGCGCUGGCGGAAUUCGCAAGCAGAAUGCUUUCGAUCGUGCUAAGAAACUUUUGGCUAAAAACGCCAACAAUAACAAAAAGAAGGAUACCGCUUCUGGCGAUAAGAAAACUGAGAGCAAGGAGUCACCCUAUGCCAGCGUUCCCAACGACAUGUUCUAUUGCCACCUGUGUAAGAAGCAUAUGUGGGACGCCAACUCUUUUGAGAAUCACAUCAAGGGCCGUACUCAUUUGAUGAUGCGCGAGGGCAUUGAAGAGAGCUAUCGCCUAAAGGCAAAUAUGAUUCGUCAGGAGGCCAAGAUCGCCGAGCAACUGAAAUCGAUUGAAUUGGAUCGUUUGAAGCGCAUGGGCAAGACCAAGCAGCGUCAAUUGGAAUACUGUACUAUGUGCGAUCUUAACUUCCAUGGCCAUAUUUCGGCUCAUCGCAAGUCGGAGGGCCAUUUAAGCUUGAAAAAAUUCCUUCAUCCAAAGUGUAUUGAAUGCAACAAGGAAUUUGCUACUCGCAUUGAUUACGACACCCAUUUGUUGUCGGCUGAUCACUUGCAGAAGGCCGCUGAAAAGAAUACCAAGGUGGGCGAGCGCAAACGUAAUACUCUGACCAUUCAUACAGAAGAGGAGGAAUCGAAGGACUUGCGCCCACCACAGAAGAGGAGGAAGAAGCCUGCUGCCAAGAAGGCUGAAGGCGAAACUGAAGUAAAAAAAGAGGGUGAAGAAGCCGCCGACGGUGACGAGGCUGAGGGAGAGGAGGCUGAAAAGAAAGAAGGUGAAGAGGGCGCUGAUGAAACCAAAGAGGGGGACGAAUUGAAUGAAACUCAAGAAGAGGAAGAAGUCGCUUUGCCAGUUGAUCCCGAGGAUUGUAUUGUGGAUUUCGCUGACGGUGAUGAGAUCCCAACUGAAGUUGACAACCGUCUGCCCAAAUACAACUGGACACGUCCAGUGGGUUCCGGUCUCAUCACCAAAUUGGAGUGCUUCGAAUGCUCUCUUUGCGGUAAAUUCUUUGAUACAGAGAAGACAGUUGAGGUGCACUCGCGCACCGUCACUCACCACCGCAACUUCUUGAAAUUCAUCAAUGAGAAGUCUAGCGAUACUAAGAUUGCUCAGAAGCGCGCAGCUGCUGCUCUAGAGGAGAGUGAGCGCAAGAAGCGUAAGUUGGAAGAGGCUGAGGCUGCAGCAACCACUGAAGUUAAGACUGAAAAUGGUGAAGCUGCUGAGGGUGGUGAGGGUGAGCUGUAUGAUCCAUCGGAGGCCACUGGCGACGAUGAGGAUGUUGAGAUGAACGAUAAUGCCGAAGGUGGCGAAGGAGAGGGUGCUGACGCUGAAGAGGAAGGUGCUGGUGACGAAGAAAUGGAAGCACAAGAGAACGAAGCUGAGGCUGAGGCCGAAGCCGAACCUGAGCCAGAACCCGAGCCAGAGCCAGUCAAGGAACAACCAAAACCCGAGCCCGUUAAAACACCUGCUAAAGCCGCUCCAGCAACACCAGCACCAUCAACCCCCGCAGCUGACAACUCGCCCGCCAAAAAGGCAACUCCAGCUCGCGCAACGCCAAAGGCAACACCGCGCGGCCGUGGACGUGGACGCUACAAUCGCUACUAAGCAAAUAGUUUGUGUGUGUAGUAGACAUGACGAAAUUUAGAUUCGUCAACAUUGAGACAUCUUUUAAACUUCGUCAACAACAAAAAUGUAGAGCAUAAAUUAUUACUAGAGCAAAAUAAAUGAUUUCCACUAUUUAAGUUUAGUUGUAAUACUUUCCAACAAUAAUACAUGAAAACGUACAUAUGUUUUGCAACUUGACAAGAUCAAAUAAAUUGAAAACAUAAUGCAAGUAUACAUACAUUAUUAUACAUUAUUCAAUAUUAACAAUCUUAUUACUUUGAUUGCAACUUCUAUUAACAAUAUAGAAAUAUUUACUUGAAAACUUGAGAAAAAAAAUAUGUAUUUGCAAACUUCCAGCAAAUUGUUCGAAACAAAGCAAAUGAAAAAAAAUGAGACCCAAAAAAGCCAGUAAUUCAGUCGAAAGGCUACUUAAAACAAUUUCAUUGUCAAAAUGUAAGGAGUGUGACGCACAUGCAAGCCUUUUUGCAAAUCGCGUGAAUGAGUAUUUAAAUAAUUGUCUUGUGUGAGGUGAUUUGAAUCACAAGCAGAAAGCGUAUAUAAUUCGGUGUACACUGGAUUUUUGCUGUAUUAUGCAUUAUACAAUGUAAAAGCAUAUUUUAAGAGGUAAAUAAAAAAAAACCUUUAGAUGUACGAAAUAUAAAA